UCCCAUUCGCUUCCUUCUAGUCCCUUCGCUCCGUGCGUUGCGUCCCGACGACGGUUCCAUGGAGGCUCCGCCGCGCCCUACUUCGCCUUCCUCUUCACUCCGCUACUGCUACUGCCGUUGUUUCCGCCGUUGCUGCCGCUGCUUCUGCUGCUUCUACGCUCCCACCGGGGACUGGUGAUCCCGAUCCGCCCCAGCCAAAGGUCAGACCCUUUUUCAUUUCUUGAAGCUUUCGAUGGACCUAGUUCGUUCUCUGAUUCGCAUGAUGGAUUAGCUUUUCGGGCGUCGGGAUCCCUUCCUCCCUGUAAAAAUUUGUAAGAUCUGUAACUCACAGUUCGUAUGCCGAUCUUUUCCCCUGAUUUUCCAUGUGAAAGAGUUCGAUUCUUUUCAUGCAAAACCCCUGAUUUCCCCUGAUCUGUAACUCACAGUUCGAUUCCGUCGCUUAUUUUUUGAUAAGGUUGCGUUUGGUAGCUUGAUCGGGUGGAAUAAAGUGGAUUGGGAAACGAUUCUCCACAACAUUAUCUUAAUCUAAACAUUUAGAUGGAGAAUUGGAAAUAUUUUUUUCCCCCAGAACUCACUGAGUCUGUUUGUAUUAGUUCCAUGCUUAUUUCACCUCUAUCAAAUACUAAUUAGUUUAUUUAAACAUACUAUCUGAUCUCUUUCGGAAGCAUAGUAGAUGUGCACAUAGCCAACGAGAACAUUAACGUGAGAACCGGGGAAGGGUCUCUGGCACAGACACUCCGACAUUCAAGUCAAAGCAGUAGCCGAGCGAAAAUGGAGAAGAUGAUAAACAGUAGUGUGGAUGCAUGUGCGCACAUACGCGUAUAUGGCCAACGGAUAGAACUUUUUUUUAUACGGUCUCUUAUAAUCUCAGCAAUAAUGAGAUGUCAAAAAAUGUCAGAUAUCAGAAUAUGUCGGAUAGUGGAGGAUGUAUGACAGCCUUCUUUUAGGAGUUCAAAUCCUCUGUCCUCGUGUCCCCUUGCCGAUCAAACGGAUCAGAUUAUAUCUCAAGGAUGCUUUGCACAUCACGAUGAUACUGCACACAUCUUAAGGAUGUCAUGAUGCCUUGAGAUGUAAUCUAGUCCGUCCGAUCGGCAGGGGACACGGGGACAGAGAAAUUUGGGGACAGGAGAUUUGAACUGUUCUUUUAGGCAGAGGAAUGCUCCAUUGUGUGUAUAUGUCAGUAAUGGAAUAUUCUCUUAUUGCGAUUAUUUAACAAUGUUGUCUCUUAGAUGGAGUCUGAUCGACCUAGAGCCGAUUGAGUUUAAGCUGAGGAUCAUGCCCGUCUAUAGAGUGGGGAGCUGAGCCUCGUAAGUCUGAUCGGAUUUGUGGAGACACGGGUUUAUGCUAGAAGUCUUGUUCACAAGGAGUGAGAAGCCGAGUCCCGUAGGCUCGACUGGCUCUGUUAUGGCCACUCGGGUUUAGGCUCAGAGACCUACUCAUAAGGAGUGAGGAACUGAGUCUCGUAGAUCCGGUCGACUUUGCGACUGGUUAGGUUUAUACUAGAAGCCCUAUUCAUGAGGAGUGAGGAGCUGGGUCCCGUAGAUCCAGCCGACUAUGUGGUCACGUGGGUUUAUAUUGAGGCCCUGUUUAUGAAGAGUGAGAAGUCGAGUCCCGUAGGUUUGACCUACGCUAUGAUCGCUCGGAUUUAUACUGGGAGCCAUAUUCAUAAGAAGUGAUGAACUAGGUCUCAUAGAUCCAGCCAGCUUUGUGUCCUGCCGGAUUUAUAUUGGAAGUUAUGCCUAUAAGGGAUAGGGAGGUAAGUCCUAUAGAUUCAGUUAGCUCUAGGGCCGCCUGAAUUUAUACUGAGAGUCUUGUCCAUAAAAAGUAAGAACUUGAGUCCCGUUGAAAGUGAUCCGUUUAGAUACAUACAUCUUGAUUGUUACCAUCAUCUUGACUAUCAAUCCCACUUUAUGUUUAGGGUCACACACAACACUACUUAUACUUAUCAUUAUCUAAACUCUCGAUUGCUCAAAAUUCUACGCGUGUUGUGUACGGAGACACACCCAUGGAGUCAGGCAGCAUAUCGGGGCUCUACCAGCAGUAUCACACAAUCUCAUAAGUGGUAGAAAAUUCUAUAAUAGAAGUCAACAAAAAACCUUGAUGGAGGUGUCCACAGUCAAACUUCAUCGACAAUGAUAUGCUCCAUCAGCAUCGACCCUAAUUAAUGAUAAUACACUUUCUUCUCCCAACUAAUUCACAAAACAACGAUAAUGCCUAAUCCACUAUAAACAAUCAUUAAAUACAUAUCUUCCACAACCAUUACAAUAUGAUUAACUAAUAUUCAAGCACAAUAUUAAAUAUCUAUGGAAUUCAAUCAAAAUUUUGUAUGUAAUCAUGCCUAAUGAUUGUGUAUUUGUAAAUAUGAAAAAUAGCCAUAUAUUUAUUCAACACGAAUAAACAUUCAUUGUGGUUUUAAAAUAGAUAUUUUUCCAAGUAGAAUUCAAAAUAUGAGUACCUUAUCUGUCUUUAACCCAACUUACAAUACAAACAAAUUGAAAAUCAGGACUCCAAAAUCUAUCCACAAUUUUGAGUCAAAAUGCUACUCAAAGAUCAACCUUGUCCCCCUUUUUCUCAUUGAAAAUUCCCCUUGAAAAUGGUAAUUUAUUUAUUUGCUAUCCACAUAAUUAAUAAAUAUUUAUUUAUUUGCAAAAUAAAAAUGAGUGCAUGGUUUCAUUCGUCUAUAUAUUUAUGUACUCUUCUCCCCAUCCUUGAGCCACUCGUUCUUGCUCUUCUUCUUUGUCUUUCUCCAUUCAUAAAAUGGCAAUAUCAUCAAAUCUCCCAAAGCUAUGUUUAAAUUUAUUUGCUAUAUUUUUCUUUAUUUCCUUACAAAAAGUUGGUUGCUCCCAUCUAGGGCAUGAAACACUCGUGAAUCUUUCUCCUUCCUCGAUCGACAGUACUCUCUUACCUCGCUACCACUUUCGUCCCUUGAGAAAUUGGAUCAAUGAUCCAAAUGGGCCAUUCUACUACAAGGGUAUCUACCACCUUUUCUACCAGUACAACCCUUAUGGUUCCGUGUGGGGUAACAUCGUGUGGGGCCACUCGGUGUCAACAGACCUAAUCAACUGGCACGCGGUCGACCCAGCGAUCUACCCGUCGAAGCCCUUCGACAUCUACGGAUGCUGGUCCGGCUCCGCCACCGUCCUCCCCGGCAGCAAGCCGGUGAUCCUUUACACCGGGAUCGUCGACGACUUCAAAACCCAGGUCCAAAAUAUCGCCUUCCCGGCCAAUUUAUCCGACCCCCUUCUCCGCGAGUGGGUCAAGCCCGACUACAACCCCGUGAUCUCCUCCGAUCCGUCGAUCAACGCCACUCAGUUCCGCGAUCCGACCACAGCGUGGCUCCACCCGGACAACAAGCACUGGAACGUCGCGAUCGGGAGCGCGAGGAAAGAGGGGCAGAGAGGGGUGGCGAUCUUGUACCGGAGUAGGAAUUUCAAGAACUGGACGAAGGCGAAGCAUCCGCUGCACUCGAUCAAGGGGACGGGCAUGUGGGAGUGCCCGGACUUCUUCCCGGUGGCGGUCGGCGGGAGGGAAGGAAGGGACACGUCGGCGACCGGCCGCGGAGUGAAGCACGUGCUGAAGGUGAGCCUCGACCGGAUGAGGUUCGAGCACUACACUCUGGGAACUUACUACCCUGCUCUGGAUCGGUACCUGCCAGACCAGGCGUCGGUGGACGGCAGCGAAGGGCUGAGGUACGAUUACGGCAACUUCUACGCCUCGAAGACCUUCUUCGAUCCGGCGAAGAAGAGGAGGGUUUUGUGCGGCUGGGCCAACGAGUCGGAUGUAACUCACGACGACGCGAGCAAUGACAUCAUCAAAGGCUGGGCUGGAGUUCAUUUGAUUCCAAGAGAACUUUGGCUGGACGAGAACGGCCGGCAGCUGUUGCAGUGGCCGGUGGAGGAGUUCGGUCGGCUGAGAAGCCAGCACGUUUCUUUGGCGAAUCAGGCCGUGAAUCCCGGUGGCUUCUUCCGAGUAAACAACAUCGACGCGGUUCAGGCGGAUGUGGAGGUUACAUUCGAGAUCAGCAGUUUGGAAAAAGCAGAGGAUUUCGACCCUUCGUACGUCGGAGAUGCCCAAGCUUACUGCGCCAGGCACGCCGCCGAUGUGAAGGGAGGAGUCGGCCCGUUCGGGCUUUACGUUCUCGCCGAUUCCGCUCUCGAAGAAAGAACUGCAGUGUUCUUCAAGAUCUUCAAGCACAAGAGGAAGCACGUUGUUCUCUUCUGCCAUGAUCCCACCCGGUCAACUAAAAGGGAGAAAAACAUAUAUAAGCCGACUUUUGCUGGCUUUGUCGACGUUGACAUCGAUUCGUCUAAGACGAUCUCUCUUAGAAGCUUGAUCGAUCACUCGGUGGUGGAGAGCUUUGGCGCAGGAGGAAAAACAUGCAUCACGUCCAGAGUUUAUCCCAGCUUGGCGAUCGGAAGAGAUGCCCAUCUGUUCGUGUUCAACAAUGGAGCAGUGGAUAUUAAGGUUUCGGAGCUGAAUGCAUGGGAGAUUAGGACGCCUUUCAUGAAUAAAGAAAUUUGAUAUAAAUAAAUCUUGUAUUAUUAUUAUUAUUAUUAUUAUUAUUAUUAUUAUUAUUAUUAUUAUUAUUACAGAUAUACUUUUGGAUAUAGCUGUAUUGUUAUAUAAUGAUAAAAAGUUUUUAAUUUUUUUUA
Messenger RNA from Zingiber officinale, 4652 nucleotides. Its product is annotated as beta-fructofuranosidase, insoluble isoenzyme 3-like. Gene Ontology annotation, molecular function: hydrolase activity, hydrolyzing O-glycosyl compounds. The record is from RefSeq and is a predicted model, not a curated record. Lineage: Eukaryota; Viridiplantae; Streptophyta; Magnoliopsida; Zingiberales; Zingiberaceae. The transcript is spliced from 5 exons. The coding region runs from base 2758 to 4521 and encodes 587 amino acids. Gene Ontology annotation, biological process: carbohydrate metabolic process.